AUGACAGAGGAGGAGGAUCCAUACGCACUUUCUUCAUCGGAAUCUGAAGAUGAAGCCCCAAAAAAGCCAAUCAAGAUUGAGGGAAGAAGCGGUGAUUUGAAGCAGUUGAGAGAAGCGCUCAGCGACCAAACAAAAUCGGCACUUUUCGAAAACAAGGGUCCCGUCAAAGAUGAGGCACGAGAAGAGGAAUUGGCAGCUUUGAAAGCCGGAAAUCAGGAGUUGAAGAAAAUGAAAAAGGACUUCGAAACCGGCGCCGUGCAUAACAUUGAAAACGAGGACGAUGAAACCAAAAUUGCUCGCCUUGAAGAACGUCAGAAGCUAACGGAAAUUGGCCAGGAGAAAUUCUCAAAGUUCAAGACAAAGUUUGAGAAUAUCGAUUCGACGAUGGAUGAGGAUUUAGAGCAGAAGCUGAAAAGAAUGCAGAAGGAGCAAAUUGGAGGAGUUGGAAAAGAGACUUUGGCUAGUGCCAAGGAGAGAUUCGAAAAAGGUGAAAGUGACAUUGUCGUAGAAAAAACCGCUGUGGACAUUGAGCGAAGUGCGGAUUUGUCAAAAAUGAAAGCAGCAUUCCAGGAGGUGAAGCAGGAAGAGAAGAAGAACUGUUGCAUCUGUGAUAAAGUUGUAUAUCCAGUAGAAAAAGUGCUUGCCAACAAGAAUUUAUACCAUAUUCAAUGCUUCAAGUGCUGCAAGUGCGCCAAGAAAUUGACGCCAACGAAUUUCAACUCUCACGAGGGCAAACUUUUGUGUAAAGUCCACAUGUUGGAAGUGUUCCAUCCGGAAAUUGCACACACAAUGGAUCCACAGAAUACGGAAGAAGACGAGCACGCUGCCUCUGACGAGGAAGAAUUCGCAGUUUCCAGUAAGCCAAAGCAGCUUCAAGGUGUUGUCAAAUCCGGCGGCGGUGGUGUUCAUGACGAGUUGGCUCAGCUCAAGAGUCUCAGAGAAAAGAAGGGAGAUUUUGAGUCGUCGUGCAAGGAAGUCGACAAUGUUGAGAAGAAAACUCAGAUCGAAAAGGACCUAUUGGCAGCAGGAAAAGUGAAGGCAAACGCUGAAAAGUUUAUUUCGGGAGCCGCCCUCGAGAAUAGUGAUGACGAGAGUGAAAGUGCUGAUCGUGAUCCAAAUAUUAUCAGAGGAAGCAAGAAAGCGGAAAAAGUUGAGCUUAACUUUGAAAAUGUUGGAGAUAUUAAGAAUAAAUGGAAGGAGGGAAAUGUGGAGACAGCUGAAGCCAAAGAAGCUGCAGAGAGAAAGGAAUUGGAAGCGUUGAAGGGUGGAGUCUCAGUGAAAGACCGUUUCAAGGAGCGUGGCGACAACGAUGAGCAAGUCGUCGAGCGAAGCUGGAAUAAGGAUGAGCUCAGCACUUCAGCCGCCGCCGAAGCCCGCAAGUCAUUCAUGGCAGGAAGUGCCUAUGACGCAGCGAAUCCCGUGGAAAAAACAGUCAAGGAUCUAGAUGAUCUGAAAUUCGGUCAACUCAAAGGAUUCAAGGAUAAAUUCGAGAAAGGAGAGGAAGGAGUUGAGGUACAAAAGACUCAAGUUGACCUGGGAGAAGGUGUCCAACUUGGAAAUAUCAAGGCAACAUUCGAAAAGGGAAAUGCUGUUGAUGAAUCUGAAAUGACUGCAGAAGAGAGAGCUGAACUCAAGAAACGAGAGAUUGAAGCCGAGUUUCAGAGAUAUAAGUUGGCGAGGAAAAGUGCUAAAGCUCAGGAGGAGGUUGUGGGAGAGGAGGAGGCGAAUAAGGGAUAUAAUCCAUUGGAUGUUGAAGUUAAGAUGGCCGGAAAAGCUCGUGAAAAGUUCCGUCAAAUCGAUGCAUCCGGUGCUUCUCCAGUACUUCCACAACAAUCCAAAAAGUCCACAGAACCAAGUAAAUGGGAUAAAAAAGAUGAUAAACCGGUGGCAGAGGUAAUAAAUCGAAGAAAUACUGAUGAGCAGGAGCCAGAAGAGGAAGAAGAUGACGCUUUUGAUGUAAAGAAUUUGAUGAAUAAAUUCAAAAAUAUCGGAGAUUCUGGAAAUCAAAAAACUCAAAAUACUGAGCAUCGUGCCGAGUUGGAAGCAUUGAAAUGUGCAGCCAAGGACUUUAAGGCAAAGUUUGAAAAUGCUGGAGAAGCAGAUGCAGAUGCAGCUGUUGUUGAGGCAAAGAGGCAACAAAUGGAAGAAGAAUUCGAGGCCAUGAAACGAGAACGAGAAGAAGCUCAAAAGCGUCUUGAAGAGGAACGUCUCGCUGAGGCUUCAGCUUCUCAAGGAAAUGAAGCUCGUGAUGAGGACGUGGCAAUUAAAGCAGAGCACGCGUCGAAAAUGGCUGCAAAAUGGGAAAAGAUUCAACAAAAGGAGGCGAAGAAGGCCGAGAAAGGAAAGAUGCCAGAGAAGAAAACGGGAAAUGGGAGAUUCUGCCUCCCGCCACCCGAUAAAUGCUCAUUGUGCACCAAGAAUGUGUAUCGUGCAGAGCAAUUUCAGUGCUUUGGGUUACUGUAUCACGUGAAUUGUUUCAGGUGUAUUGAUUGUAAGCAGGCGUUGAGAGUAGAAAAGGCUCAUCGAUGCCAACAAUCUGGAGAUCUUUACUGUCGUGUUCACUUCAAAUUAAUGGAAGAGAACCGAAGCCGGAAAAUGCUCAGUUUGGAAGAAAAUAAUAAUAAUAAUGAAAUGGAAACUGCUCAGGUGGAGGAAGAAGAAGUCUCUGAUAUUUAA
Molecule: messenger RNA, 2676 nt
Organism: Caenorhabditis elegans
Lineage: Eukaryota; Metazoa; Nematoda; Chromadorea; Rhabditida; Rhabditidae
Gene: tag-273
Product: LIM zinc-binding domain-containing protein
Exons: 15
Coding region: 1-2676 (891 amino acids)
Source: RefSeq, marked reviewed